GAGGAAACUAGCAACAUGGAUACUAAAUUCACAGGCAAAGACAUUUAUCAGGAGGAAUUUGAUCCUUGGGGUUAUUUGGAUACAUACUAUAACCUAAAAUCAGGCGUUUUGGUGACAGACGGCUUUCUGGAUUUCGCUUUGAGAAAGCUUCAUGAAACAUUCACCGUGCAUGGAGUGAAGGGGGAAACACUUAUUGACAUUGGCCAUGGACCAACAAUUUAUCAGGACCUUUCUGCAUGUGAAUCAUUCAAAGAGAUCAUUGGUGCUGACUAUGCUGACCGUAGCCGCGAGUACUUUGAAAAAACUGUGAGAAAUGAACCAGGAAUAUUUGACUGGACAAGUGUUAUACAAGCAGUCUGUGACCUGGAGGGAAAGGGAACAACAGUUGAAGAGAAGAGAGAAAAACUGAAAAAGACAGUAAAAAAGUCUAUUAAAUGUGAUGUAACUAAAAGCAAUCCUGUGGCACCUCUGGUGCUGCCCAAAGUUGACUGUGUAAUGAGCCUUGGGUGCCUGGAAUGUGCCAGUAAAGAUUUGGAUAGUUACCGCAAUGUACUCAAAAACAUUUCGCCUUUGCUAAAAGUGGGGGGGUAUUUAAUCCUUUCUGAGAUUCUUAACUGUACUUCCUACUUGUCAGGAGGCAAAAGGUUUUCUUGCUUAUCCUUAAAUGAGGAAUUUAUGAGAAGUGCUAUAACUGACACUGGCUUUGCUAUAAUAGAUCUGGAGGUUAUACCGAGAAAGUAUGACAAAGAGCAGUACAAUAUCUGUAAUCAUGACUCAAGCUUGUUUGUUCUUGCACGCAAACUGAGGGAUAUUUAGGUAGGAAAGAAUUCAAGGCAGGCUAUGUCAGCAUUCUCUCAUCUGUAUUUGUGACAUCUAUUAUAGGCCUACUUAUUCUCCCCUAAGGAGAAUAUUUUUAUAUAGUCAUACAUGUGAAAUCAAAAUACCUAUAGUGAACUUUAUUCUCCAUUAGUAAUUGCCUCUAUUAUCCUGUUUUUGUUUGUACUAUGUUAUCUAUUUUCCAAUAAUACUGCAUUAUGAAAAAAGAGCUGAGUGUUUCCAUAUAAUACAUAUAUUAUUAUAUAUAUAUAAUACAGCUGUUAUCUAGUAUUGGUUCUGUGUGUCAGUGCAUUUUUGCAUAUGUAAUAUAAACAAUGCAUUCAAAUGUAGAUCUACAUGGUACAGUGUUACAGAAAUUCUCCUCCACACAUACAGUAGCAAAGGCAAGACAAACCUUAUAAAUCUUUAGACAUUCAGACAUGUAAAAGUAUAUACUAUAUACCUAUACUGAACUUUAUUAAAUGUACUUUGUUCUCCAUUCACCAAUAAUUGCCUUUGAUAUUUUAUAACACAGUAAAAUAUUUUAUUAUAAACACUGAACAUUUUAUUUUGCUUGUUCCAUCUAUCUGCCAAUAAUAUUGCAUAAAAUACACAUAUCUGAGCGUUUACAUAUACAACAUACAGCUGUCAUGUGGUAUUGUAUCUGUGCAUAUUUACAUGUAGAAAACACCGGUGGAGAAAAUAAGGCUGUGUGCCGCUAGGCUUAGAGAAGGUUUAUGUUCACUGUAGGUUUCCUAUAAACUAGAAAUUGAAUUCUCAAACACUGUUUAACUAAAUGGAGCUAUAAAUACCUUGGUUUAUGAGGAGUUUAAUAAAGAGUGUCUGCAUUUAAAAAUGCAA
Xenopus tropicalis (tropical clawed frog) is the source of this 1677-nucleotide messenger RNA. RefSeq names its product indolethylamine N-methyltransferase (gene inmt). The transcript is spliced from 3 exons. Gene Ontology annotation, biological process: S-adenosylmethionine metabolic process. Bases 16 to 816 code for a protein of 266 amino acids. NCBI's taxonomy places the organism in Eukaryota, Metazoa, Chordata, Amphibia, Anura, Pipidae. The record is from RefSeq and is marked provisional. Gene Ontology annotation, molecular function: methyltransferase activity; S-adenosylmethionine-dependent methyltransferase activity.